AUGAGGCGCGUUGCACUUGCCAGUGCUGCCCUGGCCUUCUGUCUGCCCGCCCAAUGGGUGGCAGGUGCCUCUGCUGCUGUGGCAUGCCUCACGGCUGCGACUGGCCGGCGCCUCGGCGCGUCAGCUCGGCUCGGCGUAGCGAUAGUGGCCAGCGCAACUCGCCUGGACUCAACGCUCAGCCAGGAGCUCCCGCACGCGCUCGCUGGCGCGACUCAUGGCGCAUGCAACGCGCAGCAAUGCUCGCCUCGCCUCGCGCAAAUGCGACCGUCCUCGCAGCCGACAGUCCACCGCCUGCUAAAGAAGCACUGCGACGAAUGCGGCACCGGCGACGCAUGGCAGGCUGGUCAUGACGCAAGCCUCUACAACAAACUCUACAACAAAAUCGCGCUCUACAUCGCUCUACAACGCAGGCAGUUCGUCACGCGGCGGAUGUAG
Molecule: messenger RNA, 435 nt
Organism: Emiliania huxleyi CCMP1516
Lineage: Eukaryota; Haptophyta; Isochrysidales; Noelaerhabdaceae
Exons: 2
Coding region: 1-435 (144 amino acids)
Source: RefSeq, a predicted model, not a curated record